GGAGAGCCGAGCAGGGCUGAACAAUAGAGACAGGCAGACGGGCGAGGAGGAGAGCCAGCUGCCGCUGCUGGGGGAGAGCGGGCGUCCAGGCAGCCGGGACCCCGGCUCGGGCCAGACCGCAGGCGGCCAGCGCCCCCAGGGAAGGGGGACCAUGGGGGAGCCGGCAGCAGGCGCCCCCAGCCCGCCGCGCGCCUCCGCUUGAGGGAGCCUCGGCGUCCUCUGCCCCAGCCUCGCCGCCCCGGCCGCCCGCCCUCGAAGCCCGGUGUCCGCCGGGUCUGCGGCCGUGGCCGCUGCGCCCCGCGCCCUCCGCCCACAGGGCGCCGAGCAGCCCUCGGCCCCAGGCUUCGCCAGCCGCCGGCUGCCCGCGGACGCCCUCCCCCAGUCAUGAACCCCCCGGAGGGGGCAGCGGAGGAAGGAGGAGCCGCCGACUCGGACGUGGACGCCUUUUUCCGGACAGGGUCUUUUCGGAAUGAUGGUUUGAAAGCUUCUGAUGUCCUUCCCAUCCUAAAGGAAAAAGUGGCCUUCGUGUCUGGGGGCCGCGAUAAGCGAGGUGGACCCAUCCUGACCUUCCCUGCUCGAAGCAAUCAUGACAGAAUAAGACAGGAAGACCUGCGGAAACUCGUGACCUAUCUGGCCAGCGUGCCAAGCGAGGACGUGUGCAAACGUGGCUUCACCGUCAUCAUCGACAUGCGGGGCUCCAAGUGGGACCUCAUCAAGCCCCUCCUCAAGACGCUGCAGGAAGCCUUCCCAGCCGAGAUCCAUGUGGCCCUCAUCAUCAAGCCCGACAACUUCUGGCAGAAACAGAAGACCAACUUUGGCAGCUCCAAGUUCAUCUUUGAGACGAGCAUGGUGUCCGUGGAGGGCCUCACAAAGCUGGUGGACCCCUCCCAGCUGACAGAGGAGUUCGACGGCUCCCUGGACUACAACCACGAGGAGUGGAUCGAGCUGCGGCUCUCCCUGGAGGAGUUCUUCAACAGUGCUGUGCACCUGCUCUCGCGCCUUGAGGACCUGCAGGAGAUGCUGGCCCGGAAGGAGUUCCCAGUGGACGUGGAGGGCUCGCGGCGCCUCAUUGAUGAGCACACACAGCUCAAGAAGAAGGUGCUCAAGGCCCCUGUGGAAGAGCUGGACCGGGAGGGGCAGCGGCUGCUGCAGUGCAUCCGCUGCAGCGACGGCUUCUCAGGGCGCAACUGCAUCCCGGGCAGCGCUGACUUCCAGAGCUUGGUGCCCAAGAUCACCAGCCUCCUGGACAAGCUGCACUCCACCAGGCAGCACCUGCACCAGAUGUGGCACGUGCGCAAGCUCAAGCUGGACCAGUGUUUCCAGCUGCGGCUCUUUGAGCAGGAUGCCGAGAAGAUGUUCGACUGGAUAAGCCACAACAAGGAAUUAUUCCUUCAGAGCCAUACGGAGAUUGGAGUCAGCUACCAGCAUGCCCUAGACCUCCAGACACAGCACAAUCACUUUGCCAUGAACUCCAUGAAUGCCUAUGUCAACAUCAACCGCAUCAUGUCUGUGGCUUCCCGCCUCUCAGAGGCUGGCCAUUAUGCCUCGCAGCAAAUCAAGCAGAUCUCCACGCAGCUAGACCAGGAGUGGAAGAGCUUCGCGGCCGCCCUGGAUGAACGCAGCACCAUCCUCGCCAUGUCUGCAGUGUUCCAUCAGAAGGCUGAGCAGUUCCUGUCAGGAGUGGACGCCUGGUGCAAGAUGUGCAGUGAAGGUGGCCUGCCAUCCGAGAUGCAGGACCUGGAGCUGGCGAUCCACCACCACCAGUCCUUGUAUGAGCAGGUGACCCAGGCCUACACAGAGGUCAGCCAGGAUGGCAAAGCCCUGCUGGAUGUGCUGCAGCGUCCCCUGAGUCCUGGGAACUCCGAGUCCCUCACAGCCACAGCCAACUACUCCAAGGCAGUGCACCAGGUGCUGGACGUGGUGCACGAGGUGCUGCACCACCAGCGGCGGCUUGAGAGCAUCUGGCAGCACCGCAAGGUGCGGCUCCACCAGCGGCUGCAGCUCUGCGUCUUCCAGCAGGAUGUCCAGCAGGUAUUAGACUGGAUUGAAAACCACGGCGAGGCCUUUCUCAGCAAACACACAGGGGUCGGGAAGUCUCUACAUCGAGCCCGGGCCCUACAGAAGAGGCACGAUGACUUUGAAGAGGUGGCUCAGAAUACGUACACCAAUGCGGACAAGCUCCUAGAAGCAGCGGAGCAGCUGGCUCAGACGGGGGAAUGUGACCCGGAGGAGAUCUACAAGGCAGCUCGACACCUGGAGGUGCGCAUCCAAGACUUUGUGCGCAGGGUGGAGCAGCGGAAGCUUCUGCUAGACAUGUCUGUCUCCUUCCACACGCACACCAAAGAGCUGUGGACAUGGAUGGAAGACCUUCAGAAGGAGAUGCUGGAGGAUGUCUGUGCAGACUCCGUGGACGCAGUCCAGGAACUGAUCAAACAGUUCCAACAGCAGCAGACGGCCACUCUGGAUGCCACUCUCAAUGUCAUCAAGGAGGGCGAAGACCUUAUCCAGCAGCUCAGGUCAGCGCCUCCCUCCCUGGGGGAGCCCAGCGAGGCCAGGGACUCGGCCGUGUCCAACAACAAGACGCCCCACAGUAGCUCCAUCAGCCACAUUGAGUCGGUGCUGCAGCAGCUGGACGAUGCCCAGGUGCAGAUGGAGGAGCUGUUCCACGAGCGAAAGAUCAAGCUGGACAUCUUCCUGCAGCUGCGCAUCUUUGAGCAGUACACCAUUGAGGUGACGGCAGAGCUGGACGCCUGGAAUGAGGACUUGCUUCGGCAGAUGAAUGACUUCAACACAGAGGAUUUGACACUGGCGGAGCAGCGGCUGCAGCGCCACACAGAACGGAAGCUGGCCAUGAACAACAUGACCUUCGAGGUCAUCCAGCAGGGCCAGGAUCUGCAUCAGUACAUCAUGGAGGUCCAGGCCUCAGGAAUUGAGUUGAUCUGUGAAAAAGACAUUGAUCUGGCAGCCCAGGUGCAAGAGCUGUUGGAGUUUCUCCACGAGAAGCAGCAUGAAUUGGAGCUCAAUGCGGAGCAGACCCAUAAGCGGCUGGAGCAGUGCCUCCAACUGCGGCACCUCCAGGCCGAGGUCAAACAGGUCCUGGGAUGGAUCCGCAACGGGGAGUCCAUGCUCAGUGCCAGCCUGGUCAAUGCCAGCUCUUUGUCCGAAGCAGAGCAGCUGCAGCGGGAGCACGAGCAGUUCCAACUGGCCAUCGAGUCCCUCUUUCAUGCCACUUCCUUGCAGAAGACGCACCAGAGUGCCCUGCAGGUACAGCAGAAAGCUGAGGCGCUGCUGCAGGCCGGCCACUACGACGCAGAUGCCAUCCGGGAAUGUGCCGAGAAGGUGGCCCUCCACUGGCAGCAGCUCAUGCUGAAGAUGGAAGACCGGCUGAAACUGGUCAAUGCCUCGGUGGCCUUUUACAAAACUUCUGAGCAGGUCUGUAGUGUCCUGGAGAGCUUAGAACAAGAAUACCGGAGAGAUGAGGACUGGUGUGGUGGACGAGAUAAAUUGGGGCCAGCAGCAGAGAUGGACCAUGUCAUUCCACUCAUCAGUAAACAUCUGGAACAAAAGGAGGCCUUUCUUAAGGCUUGCACCCUGGCGCGGCGGAACGCUGAGGUCUUUCUCAAGUACAUCCACAGGAACAACGUCAGCAUGCCCAGUGCCGCCAGCCACACCCGAGGACCUGAGCAGCAAGUGAAAGCCAUCCUGAGUGAGCUGUUACAGAGGGAGAACCGUGUCCUGCACUUCUGGACCUUGAAGAAGCGGCGGUUAGACCAGUGCCAGCAAUACGUGGUAUUCGAGCGAAGCGCUAAGCAGGCGCUAGACUGGAUCCAGGAAACAGGUGAAUAUUACCUCUCAACACAUACCUCCACCGGGGAGACCACAGAGGAGACUCAGGAACUGCUGAAAGAAUAUGGGGAGUUCAGGGUUCCUGCCAAGCAAACAAAGGAGAAGGUGAAGCUUCUGAUUCAGCUGGCUGAUAGCUUUGUGGAAAAAGGCCACAUCCAUGCCACAGAGAUCAGGAAAUGGGUGACCACGGUGGACAAGCAUUACAGAGACUUCUCCUUGAGGAUGGGAAAGUACCGGUACUCCCUGGAGAAAGCCCUAGGAGUCAACACAGAGGAUAACAAGGACCUAGAGCUGGACAUCAUCCCAGCAAGCCUUUCAGAUCGUGAGGUCAAGCUCCGGGAUGCCAACCACGAGGUCAAUGAAGAAAAGCGGAAAUCAGCCCGGAAGAAAGAAUUCAUUAUGGCAGAGCUGCUCCAGACAGAGAAGGCGUAUGUGAGGGACUUACACGAGUGCUUAGAGACCUACCUGUGGGAGAUGACCAGUGGUGUGGAGGAGAUCCCCCCCGGGAUCCUUAAUAAGGAGCAUAUCAUCUUUGGCAACAUCCAGGAGAUCUACGAUUUCCAUAACAACAUCUUCCUCAAAGAGCUGGAGAAGUACGAGCAGCUGCCUGAGGAUGUGGGACACUGCUUUGUUACCUGGGCAGACAAAUUUCAAAUGUACGUCACCUACUGUAAAAACAAGCCUGAUUCCAACCAGCUGAUCCUGGAGCACGCAGGCACCUUCUUUGAUGAGAUACAGCAGCGGCAUGGUCUGGCCAACUCCAUCUCUUCCUACCUGAUUAAGCCUGUCCAGAGGAUCACCAAGUACCAGCUGCUUCUAAAGGAACUUUUAACUUGCUGUGAAGAAGGGAAAGGGGAACUCAAGGAUGGCCUGGAGGUGAUGCUCAGUGUCCCAAAGAAAGCCAAUGAUGCCAUGCACGUCAGCAUGCUGGAAGGGUUCGACGAGAACCUGGAUGUGCAGGGAGAGCUGAUUCUGCAGGACGCCUUUCAAGUGUGGGACCCGAAGUCGCUGAUCCGGAAGGGGCGGGAGCGACACCUGUUCCUCUUUGAGAUUUCCUUGGUUUUUAGCAAGGAGAUCAAAGACUCUUCAGGACACACGAAAUAUGUUUACAAGAACAAGCUACUGACCUCAGAGCUGGGAGUGACUGAGCACGUCGAGGGCGAUCCCUGCAAAUUUGCCUUGUGGUCUGGGCGCACCCCAUCCUCAGACAAUAAAACAGUGCUGAAGGCCUCCAACAUAGAAACCAAGCAGGAAUGGAUCAAGAACAUACGCGAGGUGAUUCAGGAAAGGAUCAUUCACCUGAAAGGAGCUUUAAAGGAGCCAAUUCAGCUCCCCAAAACACCAGCCAAACUGAGGAACAAUAGUAAGAGGGAUGGAGUGGAGGAUGUUGACAGCCAGGGGGAUGGAAGCAGCCAGCCAGACACCAUCUCCAUUGCUUCUAGAACCUCUCAGAACACAGUGGACAGUGACAAGCUCUCUGGCGGCUGCGAAUUGACCGUGGUCCUCCAGGACUUCAACGCGGGCCACAGUAGCGAGCUGAGCAUCCAAGUGGGACAGACCGUGGAGCUGUUGGAGCGGCCGAGCGAGAGACCGGGCUGGUGUCUGGUCCGCACCACGGAGCGGAGCCCCCCCCAGGAGGGCCUGGUCCCCAGCAGCGCCCUGUGCAUCUCCCACUCCCGAAGCAGCGUGGAGAUGGACUGCUUCUUCCCCUUGGUGAAAGAUGCCUACUCUCAUUCCUCGAGUGAAAACGGAGGCAAGUCCGAGUCGGUGGCCAACCUGCAGGCCCAGCCCUCCCUGAACUCCAUCCACAGUUCACCUGGGCCCAAGCGCUCCACCAACACCCUGAAGAAGUGGCUGACCAGUCCUGUGCGCCGGCUCAACAGCGGGAAAGCAGAUGGCAACAUCAAGAAGCAGAAGAAAGUGCGAGAUGGUCGGAAGAGCUUCGACCUGGGAUCUCCCAAGCCUGGGGAUGAGACGACCCCUCAGGGAGACAGCGCUGAUGAGAGCAAGAAAGGUUGGGGGGAAGAUGAGCCAGAUGAAGAGUCACACACCCCGCUCCCUCCGCCCAUGAAGAUCUUCGACAACGACCCCACGCAGGACGAGAUGUCCUCCUCUUUGCUAGCAGCCCGGCAGGCUUCCACCGAAGUACCUACUGCUGCAGACCUUGUCAGUGCAAUAGAACAGUUGGUCAAAAGCAAGCUGAGUCUGGAAGGGGGCUCAUACCGGGGGAGCUUGAAAGACCCCACAGGCUGCCUGAAUGAGGGCAUGACCCCGCCCACACCUCCUAGAAACCUGGAAGAAGAACAGAAAGCCAAGGCCCUGAGAGGCAGGAUGUUUGUCCUGAAUGAGCUGGUACAGACUGAGAAAGACUAUGUCAAGGACUUGGGGAUUGUGGUGGAGGGCUUCAUGAAGAGAAUAGAAGAAAAGGGUGUCCCUGAGGACAUGCGAGGAAAGGAUAAGAUCGUGUUUGGAAAUAUUCACCAGAUUUAUGAUUGGCACAAGGAUGUUUUCCUGGGUGAACUGGAAAAGUGCAUCCAGGAGCAAGACAGAUUGGCACAGCUCUUCAUUAAACAUGAGCGGAAGCUGCACAUCUACGUGUGGUACUGCCAGAACAAGCCGCGCUCCGAGUACAUCGUGGCUGAGUAUGACGCCUACUUUGAAGAGGUGAAACAGGAGAUAAAUCAAAGGCUGACGCUCAGCGACUUCCUUAUCAAGCCCAUUCAGAGAAUAACAAAAUAUCAGCUGCUCCUUAAGGACUUCCUGAGAUACAGCGAGAAGGCUGGUUUGGAGUGUUCAGAUAUAGAGAAAGCAGUGGAGUUAAUGUGCCUUGUUCCAAAACGCUGCAAUGACAUGAUGAAUCUGGGACGCCUGCAGGGAUUUGAGGGCACCCUGACUGCUCAGGGCAAGCUGCUGCAGCAGGAUACGUUCUACGUGAUUGAGCUGGAUGCCGGCAUGCAGUCCCGGACCAAGGAGAGGCGUGUGUUCCUCUUUGAGCAAAUUGUCAUCUUCAGUGAACUUCUCAGGAAGGGAUCCCUCACCCCAGGCUACAUGUUCAAGAGGAGCAUCAAGAUGAAUUACUUGGUCCUGGAGGAGAACGUGGAAAAUGACCCCUGCAAGUUUGCGCUCAUGAACAGGGAGACUUCGGAGAGGGUCAUCCUGCAAGCCGCCAACGCUGACAUCCGGCAGGCCUGGGUGCAGGACAUCAGUCAAGUCUUAGAAACACAGCGAGACUUCUUAAACGCCCUACAGUCGCCCAUUGAGUAUCAGAGGAAAGAAAGGAGCACAGCCGUGAUGAGGUCCCAGCCUGCCAGGGUUCCCCAGGCCAGCCCCAGGCCCUACUCCUCCAUCCCCGUGGGCUCUGAGAAGCCCCCAAAGGGCUCCAGCUAUAACCCGUCUCUGCCACCCCUGAAGAUAUCUACCUCCAAUGGCAGUCCGGGCUUUGACUACCACCAGGCUGGGGACAAGUUUGAGCCCAGCAAGAGCGACCUGGGAGGCUGCAAUGGGGCCUCAUCCAUGGCCGUGAUCAAAGAUUACUAUGCACUGAAGGAGAAUGAAAUCUGUGUGAGCCAAGGUGAGGUGGUCCAGGUCCUUGCCGUCAACCAGCAGAAUAUGUGCCUGGUGUACCAGCCCGCCAGUGACCACUCCCCCGCCGCCGAGGGCUGGGUCCCAGGCAGCAUCCUGGCGCCCCUCACCAAAGCCACGGCAGCCGCAGAAAAUAGUGACGGGAGCAUCAAGAAGUCAUGUUCAUGGCAUACUCUACGCAUGAGAAAGCGGGCAGAAGUGGAGAACACGGGUAAAAAUGAAGCCACAGGGCCUCGUAAACCCAAGGAUAUUCUGGGCAACAAAGUCUCUGUUAAAGAGACGAACAGUUCCGAGGAGUCAGAGUGUGAUGAUCUUGACCCUAAUACUAGCAUGGAGAUCUUAAAUCCAAAUUUCAUCCAAGAAGUGGCCCCAGAAUUCCUUGUGCCCCUGGUGGAUGUGACCUGCUUGCUUGGGGACACAGUGACACUUCAGUGCAAAGUCUGUGGGCGGCCGAAGCCCACCAUCACCUGGAAGGGUCCAGACCAGAACAUCCUGGACACCGACAACAGCUCAGCCACGUACACCGUCUCCUCCUGUGAUUCCGGGGAAAUCACCCUGAAAAUCUGCAAUCUGAUGCCCCAGGACAGCGGGAUUUAUACCUGCAUAGCAGCAAAUGACCAUGGCACCACGUCAACGUCGGCUACGGUUAAAGUGCAAGGUGUUCCAGCGGCCCCCAACCGCCCCAUUGCCCAGGAGAGAAGCUGCACCUCCGUGAUCCUCCGCUGGCUGCCCCCGUCCAGCACGGGAAACUGCACCAUUUCUGGUUACACCGUGGAGUACAGAGAGGAAGGUUCCCAGGCCUGGCAGCAGUCGGUAGCAUCGACCUUGGACACUUACCUUGUCAUCGAAGACCUCAGUCCUGGGAGUCCUUAUCAGUUCAGGGUCAGUGCCAGUAACCCCUGGGGCAUCAGCCUUCCCAGUGAGCCCUCGGAGUUCGUGAGACUUCCAGAAUACGAUGCCGCUGCUGAUGGCGCCACCAUUUCUUGGAAAGAAAAUUUUGAUUCAGCUUAUACUGAACUGAAUGAAAUUGGAAGAGGCCGUUUCUCCAUAGUAAAGAAGUGCAUUCAUAAAGCUACUCGUAAAGAUGUGGCUGUGAAAUUCGUCAGCAAAAAAAUGAAGAAAAAAGAGCAGGCUGCCCAUGAGGCUGCCCUGCUUCAGCACCUGCAGCACCCCCAAUACAUCACUCUCCAUGACACCUAUGAGUCCCCCACAUCCUACAUCCUGAUUUUGGAACUGAUGGAUGAUGGCCGGCUCUUAGACUACCUUAUGAAUCAUGAUGAGCUGAUGGAAGAAAAAGUAGCUUUCUACAUCCGAGACAUCAUGGAAGCCCUGCAGUACCUUCACAACUGCAGGGUUGCACAUUUGGACAUAAAGCCUGAAAACCUGCUCAUUGACCUACGGAUCCCAGUGCCUCGAGUGAAGCUCAUUGACUUGGAGGAUGCCGUCCAGAUCUCAGGACACUUCCAUAUCCACCACCUGCUGGGGAACCCUGAGUUUGCCGCCCCAGAAGUGAUCCAGGGCAUCCCUGUGUCCCUGGGCACCGACAUCUGGAGCAUCGGGGUCUUGACAUAUGUCAUGCUAAGUGGGGUCUCCCCCUUCUUGGAUGAGAGCAAAGAGGAGACGUGCAUCAACGUCUGCAGGGUGGACUUCAGCUUCCCCCAUGAGUACUUCUGUGGAGUGAGCAAUGCUGCCAGAGAUUUCAUCAACGUGAUCCUCCAGGAAGACUUUCGGAGGCGGCCCACGGCGGCCACCUGCCUGCAGCAUCCAUGGCUGCAGCCCCACAACGGCAGCUACUCCAAGAUCCCCCUGGACACCUCCCGCCUGGCGUGCUUCAUAGAGCGCCGCAAGCACCAGAACGAUGUGCGGCCUGUCCCCAACGUCAAGAGCUAUAUUGUCAACCGGGUAAACCAAGGGACGUAGCCACCUCCCAGCCCUCGAGGUUUCACAUGGAAGUGCAGUGUGAACCAAAGCAAGACUGAAUGUGUCUGUAAAUAAUCCUGUUAAGUAGUUCCCUCCACACGGUUCUCUGGGUUGAGAGAGGGACCUCUUCAACCUCAUCAGUGGUUAUUCAGGGUCUGAGCAGCAGGAAGAGCCCCCUAAAUCCAGGGACUUGCCAGAAGGUCAUUCAGAAGAGACACAGAUGUCAAGAGUCACAGAAAAGAUUCAAAAGAGAGGUAAAGCUGACAAGGGGUAGGAGCGGUUAUGAAACUUUAAUCAGAUGAGGAGUCACUGGGCGAAACUGAAGCUCAAGGCAGUGAGUAGAGAAGGUUUCUGCCUUUGCUGGAAUUUGAAGCAAGGUUCUGUCUAACAGAGAUGUCAUGUAUGUCGACUGUUCUGGUUUCGAUUACCUAGAUAUAGUUUCUGAAUAGGCUACAUGGACACAUGCUGUAAAAUGUAUCUCCUUCGGCUUUCAGAGUUUUAUAAUAUAGAGAGAUAUAUAUGAAAUCAAUCCUAAGUAACUUUGAGUGUGCCAGUUCAGUAACUUAUUUCCCCGAAGCAUUAUAUUGUUUGGACAAGCACAACUAGAUGACAGGUUUUUUUAGAUCAUUU
This is a messenger RNA of Phacochoerus africanus (Common warthog), 9978 nucleotides long. It is a transcript of the gene KALRN, whose product is annotated as kalirin RhoGEF kinase. Lineage: Eukaryota; Metazoa; Chordata; Mammalia; Artiodactyla; Suidae. Gene Ontology annotation, molecular function: guanyl-nucleotide exchange factor activity; protein binding; ATP binding. The coding region runs from base 385 to 9348 and encodes 2987 amino acids. Gene Ontology annotation, biological process: axon guidance; protein phosphorylation; intracellular signal transduction. The transcript is spliced from 60 exons. Gene Ontology annotation, cellular component: cytoplasm; postsynaptic density. The record is from RefSeq and is a predicted model, not a curated record.